This is a messenger RNA of Mus musculus (house mouse), 6999 nucleotides long. RefSeq names its product zinc finger, MYM-type 2 (gene Zmym2). Gene Ontology annotation, cellular component: nucleoplasm; PML body; nucleus. Lineage: Eukaryota; Metazoa; Chordata; Mammalia; Rodentia; Muridae. The transcript has 26 exons. Bases 340 to 4548 code for a protein of 1402 amino acids. Gene Ontology annotation, biological process: negative regulation of DNA-templated transcription. Gene Ontology annotation, molecular function: ubiquitin conjugating enzyme binding; zinc ion binding. The record is from RefSeq and is a predicted model, not a curated record.
AGAACCCGGUGAGGCUUCUCCCCGCCGUCUUUCCUGUCGAGGGCCGCGGAGAGUGGGGGUGGCUGGGAGCAGCGCAGCCUCGGGAGGAGGAGGCGGAGGCGGGGGCGACUGGGGAGGCGGAGAUGGGUGAGGGCAGCGUCGGGAGCCUCCCACCGAGCCGGGCUUAACAGCCCGCGGCGGCCGGUGUCGCGGCUGCUGCGUCGGGGCCUGAGGGUGCGCUGGGGGCCGCGCUGAUGUCCAGGGCGGCUUCGCGUGCGGCCCGAGGGGACCAGAAAUUUCGUUCAACCCUAUCUGGUGCAUCUUUGGCAGAAAGUGAGGAAAACACCAUUGUUCUUUGGCAUGGACACAAGUUCAGUGGGAACGUUAGAACUGACUGAUCAAACUCCUGUCUUAUUAGGAAGUACAGCCAUGGCAACUAGUCUCACGAACGUAGGAAAUUCAUUUAGUGGCCCACCUAAUCCUUUAGUGUCUAGAUCUAGUAAGUUUCAGAACUCAUCAGUAGAAGAUGAUGAUGACGUUGUUUUUAUUGAACCUGUACAACCUCCUCCAUCUUCUGCACCUUUGGUUGCUGAUCAAAGACCCAUAACAUUUACAUCUUCAAAAAAUGAAGAACUACAAGGAAACGAUCCCAAAAUUCUUCCUUCAUCGAAAGAGUUGGCCCCGCAAAAGGGCAGUGUAAGCGAGACAAUUGUUAUUGAUGAUGAAGAGGACAUGGAAACAAAUCAAGGACAAGAGAAGAGUUCCUCAAAUUUUAUUGAAAGGAGACCUUCUGAAACUAAAAACAGAACUAAUGAUGUGGAUUUCUCCAGUUCCACUUUUUCAAGAAGUAAAGUAAACGCAGGAGUGAGUAACAGUGGUAUUACCACAGAGCCAGACUCGGAGAUUCAGAUUGCUAAUGUUACAACCUUAGAAACAGGCGUAAGCUCUGUGAGUGAUGGCCAGCUAGAAAGUACUGAUGGGAGAGAUAUGAACUUAAUGAUUACUCAUGUCACAUCACUGCACAACACCAGCCUGGGAGAUGGCUCCAACGGACUUCAGUCCAGUAACUUUGGUGUGAAUAUACAAACGUACACCCCAUCUCUAACGUCACAGACCAAGGCUGGAGUUGGACCUUUUAAUCCUGGUAGGAUGAAUGUUGCAGGAGAUGUAUUUCAGAAUGGAGAGUCUGCACCUCAUCACAAUCCUGAUUCUUGGAUCUCCCAGUCAGCAUCAUUUCCUCGUAACCAGAAACAACAAGGGGUGGAUUCUUUAUCACCAGUGGCCUCACUUCCUAAACAGAUAUUCCAGCCCUCGAACCAACAACCCACUAAACCAGUUAAAGUCACUUGUGCAAACUGCAAAAAACCUCUACAGAAGGGGCAGACAGCUUACCAACGCAAAGGAUCAGCUCACCUCUUCUGUUCAACCACCUGCCUUUCUUCUUUCUCCCAUAAGCCUGCUCCAAAGAAACUCUGUGUUAUGUGUAAAAAAGAUAUAACUACAAUGAAGGGAACCAUUGUUGCUCAAGUGGACUCAAGUGAGUCCUUCCAAGAAUUUUGUAGUACAUCUUGUUUGUCUCUCUAUGAGGACAAACAGAGUCCUGCUAAAGGAGCUCUAAAUAAAUCAAGAUGCACAAUCUGUGGCAAAUUAACUGAGAUUCGCCAUGAAGUUAGUUUUAAAAACAUGACUCAUAAGCUGUGCAGUGACCACUGCUUUAACAGAUACCGAAUGGCCAAUGGUCUGAUAAUGAAUUGCUGUGAGCAGUGCGGAGAAUAUUUGCCCAGUAAAGGUGCUGGGAAUAAUGUUCUGGUGGUUGAUGGUCAGCAGAAGAGAUUUUGUUGUCAGAGUUGUGUCACUGAAUACAAACAGGUAGGUAGCCAUCCAAGCUUCCUGAAGGAAGUUCGGGAUCACAUGCAGGACUCUUUCUUAAUGCAGCCUGAGAAAUAUGGAAAACUGACAACUUGUACUGGUUGCCGAACACAGUGCAGGUUUUUUGAUAUGACUCAGUGCAUAGGUCCUAAUGGAUAUAUGGAGCCAUAUUGUUCAACUGCUUGCAUGAACAGUCACAAGACAAAAUAUGCAAAAUCACAAAGUUUGGGAAUUAUUUGCCAUUUUUGUAAGCGAAACUCUUUACCUCAAUACCAAGCCACAAUGCCUGAUGGAAAACUGUAUAACUUUUGCAAUUCCAGUUGUGUGGCUAAAUUUCAGGCUCUAAGCAUGCAGUCAUCUCCAAAUGGCCAGUUUGUAGCACCCAGUGAUAUUCAGCUGAAAUGCAACUACUGUAAAAAUUCCUUUUGUUCAAAACCAGAAAUCUUGGAAUGGGAGAACAAAGUGCAUCAGUUCUGCAGCAAAACUUGCUCAGAUGACUAUAAGAAGUUGCAUUGCAUAGUUACAUAUUGCGAAUACUGCCAAGAGGAGAAGACUCUGCAUGAAACAGUAAAUUUCUCUGGCGUUAAGAGACCUUUCUGUAGUGAAGGCUGCAAGCUAUUAUACAAACAAGAUUUUGCAAGACGAUUAGGAUUAAGAUGUGUUACCUGCAACUAUUGUUCUCAGCUGUGUAAGAAGGGAGCCACUAAAGAACUUGAUGGAGUUGUCAGAGACUUCUGCAGUGAAGACUGCUGUAAGAAAUUCCAGGAGUGGUACUACAAGGCUGCGAGGUGUGACUGCUGUAAAUCCCAAGGCACUCUGAAAGAGCGAGUGCAGUGGCGUGGCGAAAUGAAACAUUUCUGUGAUCAGCACUGCUUACUACGUUUCUAUUGUCAGCAAAAUGAGCCCAACAUGACAACUCAGAAAGGACCUGAAAACCUACAUUAUGAUCAGGGCUGUCAGACGUCCCGAACCAAAAUGACAGGCUCAGCACCACCCCCUUCUCCUACACCAAACAAAGAGAUGAAGAAUAAAGCAAUUCUUUGCAAACCUUUAACAAUGACAAAAGCAACUUACUGUAAGCCUCACAUGCAGACCAAAUCUUGUCAGACAGAUGAGAAUUGGAAGACAGAGUAUGUCCCAGUGCCUAUUCCUGUCCCUGUGUAUGUCCCUGUGCCUAUGCACAUGUACAGCCAGAAUAUUCCUGUUCCGACCACAGUUCCUGUUCCUGUGCCCGUUCCUGUGUUUCUGCCUGCUCCAUUGGACAGCAGUGAGAAGAUUCCUGCCACAGUUGAGGACCUCAAAAGCAAAGUUUCUUCAGAUCCUCUUGAUUCAGAAUUGCUUACGAUGACAGAUAUGAUGACUGAAGAGGAGGGGAAAGCAGAGGCAUCCAACAUCAAUAGUGGAGAUUUUGUAUGUGUCCUGGGCAGUAAACUCUUGGCCUCAAGACAAGGUCUUCCAGCCUCCUCUCCUGAAGUAGGUGUAAUUAUUGAGACAGACAUAAUUGGCUCAGAUCUUACAAAGAACUCUGACCCAGAUAUACAAUCCAACAUGCCCGAUGUACCAUAUGAACCAGAUUUGGAUAUUGAAAUAGAUUUCCCCAGAGCUGCAGAGGAGCUUGAUAUGGAAAAUGAGUUUUUAUUACCACCUGUUUUUGGAGAAGAAUACGAGGAGCAGCCCAGACCUCGAUCUAAAAAAAAGGGAACCAAGAGGAAGGCUGUAUCAGGAUACCAGUCUCAUGAUGAUAGUUCUGACAAUUCAGAAUGCAGCUUUCCUUUCAAGUAUACAUACGGUGUAAAUGCGUGGAAACAUUGGGUCAAAACUAGGCAACUUGAUGAAGAUCUUCUGGUAUUAGAUGAGCUAAAAUCCUCUAAAUCAGUAAAGUUAAAAGAAGAUCUACUCUCUCAUACCACAGCUGAGCUUAACUAUGGGUUAGCCCAUUUUGUCAAUGAGAUCAGACGACCAAAUGGAGAGAAUUAUGCACCUGACAGCAUCUAUUAUCUAUGCCUUGGUAUACAGGAGUACUUAUGUGGUAGUAAUCGAAAGGACAACAUAUUUAUUGAUCCAGGAUACCAGAUGUUUGAGCAAGAACUGAAUAAAAUACUCCGAAGUUGGCAACCAAGCAUACUUCCAGAUGGGUCAAUUUUCUCUCGAGUUGAAGAAGACUAUCUCUGGAGGAUAAAACAACUAGGAUCCCACUCUCCAGUAGCACUUUUGAAUACCCUAUUCUACUUUAACACUAAGUAUUUUGGCCUGAAAACAGUGGAACAACACUUAAGACUUUCCUUUGGCACUGUGUUUAGGCAUUGGAAAAAAAAUCCUUUAACAAUGGAAAAUAAAGCAUGUCUUCGCUAUCAGGUGUCUUCCUUAUGUGGAACAGACAAUGAAGAUAAAAUUGCUACUGGAAAACGAAAACAUGAAGAUGAUGAGCCAGUAUUUGAACAAGUUGAAAACACAGCCAACCCUUCUAGAUGUCCUGUGAAAAUGUUUGAAUGCUACUUGUCUAAAAGUCCACAGAACCUUAAUCAGAGAAUGGAUGUUUUUUAUUUACAACCAGAAUGUUCUAGUUCUACAGAUAGCCCUGUCUGGUACACAUCUACUUCCCUGGACCGGAACACCUUGGAAAAUAUGCUUGUACGGGUUCUUCUAGUAAAAGAUAUUUAUGAUAAAGACAAUUAUGAACUGGAUGAAGACACAGACUAAAAAGGACCAUUUCAGAAGCAAUGGGAUAACACAGCAUUAGAUAGUCAUGCUGCUAGAUCUUUACAGGAAAACAUUUUAAGUUUACUCCUUCUGUUCUGAGUUUUGUAGCAAUGUACCCACACUGGGUAUUACCAUGUAAAUAAUCUGUGUGUGAAAGUUGCCAUUAUUCUAUGUAGUGGUUUUAGGAUACUUAACAAAUACAUCAAAUUCUUUUUUAUUAUUAUUUAUUUGAUUAGGUAUGUUUGUAACUUUUUACAUUACAAAUAAGAAGAGAAUGUGCCAUGUAUAAGUUUUUCUUGUUGCACUGCUCUGCUGUUGCAAAGCUCCCUGCAGAGGGCGGGCUUUAUGCGUUCCUGACCAGAUGGUUGUGUAUGGGUAGCACUACUCAAGUUUAGAACUUGCGGUGUCUUUCAGAAUUUUUAAAAUAAACUGUAAACUAAUAGGCUGGGUUUUUUGUUUGUUUGUUUUAUGUUUUAGUUACUGAAGCCUUAGCAGGUUAUGUAGAGAGAUACCAUCUUCUGUACCAAAAAUAGACAAGAGAAUGCUGUUGAUACUGGUGUUCUGUAAUGUGAACUUAUGCUGGUGAAAACAACUUUAUGUUCCCCUUAUUAAAACUUAGUGUCCUUUUCUCACUUGUGACUUUCUGCAUCACCCCAUCAAUUUAAGGAAAAAAAGUAUGUAUAUAUGUGUAAGUAGAGAGAGAGAGUGAGAGAGAGAGAGUGACUAUAACUUGAAAACAAGAUUAAGACAUUUUUCUUUGUAAAAUGUCCGGCGACAGUGUAAGACUCUUGUUUUUCUUUCCCACGGCAGCCAUCAGCAUCUGAGGCCCUCACCUGCCAGGUGUAUUACAGCUUGCAUAGCACUCUCGAGUGUCACCACUCUCGCUGGAGGUCUUGUGCUGCUUCCAGAAGUGACAUGCAUAUGUGGGGCAGAAUUAUUUUUAGAAAUGCCACUCUUGAAAUAUUCAUUUUAGAAAGUCAGGCUACUUGAAGGGAGACAGUGUCACAUUGUUCUAUGGCUAUUACCAAUGGAGAAUGCUGACUAGUCCAGGAGACUGAAGAAACAGAAGCUGGUGGAUGGUGCCAGUGCCAGUGUCAGAGGAAAUCUUGCUUGCUACUAGGUUGUUUGGCUUUGAAAUUUAAUUACUUCUUAUAGAAGAUUACAUUUAAAAUACUUUUGUGCUUCUGCAUAGCAGUUUAUCUGUUCAUAACUUUUAGAUUAAGGAAAUCUACUUCAAAUUAUACUUUCUAAAGACUGAGUAAAGUGGUAUCUGAAAAUUAUCAGUUAUUUAGCUGACUUUGUAUAUAGCAUGUGUGAUGUUUCCUUCUUAUUUCUGAAUCCUGAAAUCACCAUGGUGAUACUAGUUUUCAAAAUAGUUCUGAGGGAAAUUGUUUUCCAUAGUGACUAGACAGUAUAUAGCCCUUAUCAAUUUCUCUCUUCUUUAGCAUAAAUUUUAGCAAGUAAAGAAAUUUUCUCAAUCAUGAUUUUGAAAAUUUCACAGGUAUAGCUACUGCUCGUUUAAGCAAUAACUAUCUGAAAUGUUUUUGGCAUGAAAAUUUAUAGUGUUCUAAAUUUUUAUAAGUUUGAAUAACUUCAGUCCCUUGGUUUUCUAUUUGAAUCAUCAGACUGAUAGUGGCAGCUCCAUACUUUACUAAGACAGACCUGCCCCUCGCCUGUUAAGUGAAGCUGGAAACACUUAACAACAGAAUGCAGAUGUUUCUUGGCUUUUCAGCGCGCCUUCUGAAGCACUUUUACUAGAAAUGCAUAUUGUGAUUAAAGACUGGUUAAUCCUAACCAUCUUCUAUUCUUCAGAGUGGUGCUAUAGCCCAUCAAAAAAAAGCAAUAAAUUUACCCACAAAUGUCACAUGUAUAUUUUACCAAUACCAUAAAUUUCUGCCGUGGUACUACUAAGCACCGUGUCUUGCUAUUUAGUUUUUAUUGUUUGUACAUUUUAGCUUUUCUAAGCAGAAAUGCCUACAGAAGUUUGAUCGUACAUGAUAGAGGAUCUAGAGCUUGCCUUUGUCUCAUGCAAUCCAAUGAUUGAUCUACUUGAUUCUCAGGGGGAAAGAAAAACAAACUAUUUUAUGAGAAUUGUUCUGGGAAAUUUAUUUCACCUGGAACACAUUUCCUUGAUUCUUGGCUGUCUUUAGUGUGUGGCCAUAACUAACUGCUGAGAGAAAGGACAUUGAAAUGAUAGUUUAUUUUUAUUUCUUGGUGACUUCUGAUUAUAGACAGCAUCCUGUAAAUAUAACUUUAUUGUCUUGAGAUGUCUAUUGAAGAUACUAUAUUUUUCUGUUCUGAACGAUUUUGCCACUUAAAAUCGUUCAAUGAAAAAGAUGACUAGCUAUUCUGAGGCAGGUGGAUUUCCCAUGCAAACUGAAUCCUUAACGCAUUUCAAAAGGCUUUUACUGUAUUAGGUAACAUGAGAUAUUAAAGGAUUUUUCUAGGCAA